AUGGCCCCGAAAUAUACCAUGUCCGACUCCGAGGAAGACAAUGUUGUGCCAACAGCUCCUUCCGAUCAGAAUAUUGAAAAGGGUCUUCGUGACGGCGUUGCAGCUGUAUACAAGUCUGGCAACAUGGAGGAAUUGACGGUGAAGCGCGUGCGCCUCGCAGUUGAGAAGAAGCUAGGACUUACAGAGGGAUACUUCAAAUCUACGGGUCAAUGGAAAGCACGAAGUGAAGAGGUCAUUCGGGACGAAGUGGAAAGACAAGACCACGCUGGGAAUAACGCCGGACCACAAUCUGCCGAAGCUUCACCAUCUCCUUCUCCAAAGCCACAAAAAGCAUCACUUCCCAAGCGAGCCAAGGCCGACAGUAUGUCUAAGCCCAGGAAGCGCCAGAAGACAAAGACACCAGAUUCAGAGGAGGAAAAUGAACAGGACGGCGACUCCACUGCAUCUGACAACAGUGAGGAGGUUACAAAGCCCAAGAAGCGAACCAAAGCACCAGUUAAGAAGUCAGCUGCAUCUAAGCCCAAGAAGGUCGCGCCUGAAGUCUCAGAUGUGGCUGAAAAUGAAUCCGACGCUUCUCAGCCGCCCGCAGCGGUGAAGGAUGAUUCCGAAAGCGAAAUGUCGGUAGUUUUUGAUGAAGAACCUCAAACCAAGCCGGCGCGCAAACGGAAGAGCGCAGAUGGAGCUGUUACCAAAGCGAAGAAAGCGUCAAAAGCAAAAGAUGCGGAUCUCGACCCAGACCAGGCUGAGAUCAAGCGGCUUCAGGGAUGGCUUGUCAAGUGCGGCAUCCGCAAAUUGUGGGGGAAAGAGCUGGCUCCAUAUGAUACGUCGAAGGCGAAGAUCAGACAUCUCAGGGAGAUGCUGGACGAUGCUGGGAUGAAGGGCCGACCAUCUCAGGAGAAAGCCAACCAGAUUCGCGAAGAGCGGGAAUUGAAAGCGGACUUGGAGCAGAUCACACAGGGUGCGAAACAAUGGGGUGCAAAAGCCAAUGAAGAGGAAGGUGAUGGCGAUGCGAAGCCUCGGCGCAGGGCCGCUCGUGAAUCGCAGGCGCUUGCGUUCUUGGAGAGCGAUGACGAGGAGUCCGAUUGA
Molecule: messenger RNA, 1086 nt
Organism: Penicillium nucicola
Lineage: Eukaryota; Fungi; Ascomycota; Eurotiomycetes; Eurotiales; Aspergillaceae
Product: putative transcriptional regulator
Exons: 2
Coding region: 1-1086 (361 amino acids)
Cellular component (GO): nucleus
Source: RefSeq, a predicted model, not a curated record